AUGGUGUUAACAGUAGUGUCCUACCCACAAAAACCUCACGUGGUUUGUGUUCCAUUCCCAGCACAAGGUCAUGUAAACCCUUUCAUGCAACUAGCCAAAAUCCUCAGAAGCAUUGGUUUCCACAUAACCUUUGUGAACAACGAGUUCAACCACAGACGUUUGAUUAGUUCUCUAGGUGAGAACUUUGUGAAAGGUGAGCCAGAUUUUCAGUUCGAAACUAUACCAGAUGGUUUGCCCGAAUCUGACAAAGAUUCUACACAAAGCAUUGCUGCAUUGUGUGAUGGAACUAGAAAACAUUGUUAUGCUCCAUUGAAAGAGCUUGUUAAGAAACUUAAUAGCUCUGCAAAUGUUCCUCAAGUCACUUCCAUUAUGUAUGAUGGACUCAUGGGCUUUGCUAGAAAAGUUGCCAAAGAUUUGGGUCUUGCAGAUCAACAGUUUUGGACUGCUUCUGCUUGUGGCUUGUUGGGUUACUUGCAAUUUGAUGAGCUUGUCAAAAGAAAUAUUCUUCCAUUCAAAGAUGAAAGCUAUAUCACUGAUGGCUCUUUGGACAAAACUCUUGAAUGGAUCGAAGGAAUGAAAGAUAUCCGAAUGAGAGAUCUUCCAAGUUUCGUUAGAACAACAACAUUAGAUGAUAUAAGUUUCACUUGCUUUGGUUUUGAAUCUCAAACAUGCAUGAAACUAUCAUCCUCAGUCAUAAUCAACACAGUCCACGAACUAGAAAAAGAAGUUCUUGAUUAUCUCAUGGCCAUAAAUCCCAACAUAUACAACAUAGGUCCACUUGAGUUUCUAGGUAACCAUUUUCCUGGUAGAGAAAACGGUUUCAAAAUCCACGGUUCAAAUCUUUGGAAAAACGAUGUAACAUGUCUCAAAUGGUUAGACCAAUGGGAACCUAACUCAGUCAUAUAUGUUAACUACGGAAGCAUAGCCGUCAUGAGUGAAGAACACUUGAAGGAGUUUGCAUGGGGAUUAGCAAACAGUAAGUUACCGUUUUUGUGGAUUAAGAGACCUGAUUUGGUAAAAGGAAAAGGAAAAUCAACACCAUUGCCACAAGAGUUUUUGGAUGAGGUCAAGGAUAGAGGUUACAUAACAAGUUGGUGUCCUCAGAGUGAGGUACUAGGUCAUUCAUCGGUCGGUGCAUUUUUGACUCAUUGCGGUUGGAAUUCGUCGCUCGAGAGUAUAUGUGAAGGUAAACCUAUGAUCGGUUGGCCGUUCUUCGCGGAGCAACAGACGAAUUGUAGGUUUAUUUGCAACACUUGGGGGAUUGGAAUGGAUAUUAAGGAUGAUGUGAAGAGAGAAGAGGUGACUGAGCUUGUGGUGGAAAUGAUAAAGGGUGAAAAGGGGAAGGAAAUGAGAGAGAAAUGUCAAGAAUGGAAGAAGAAAGUGGUUGAGGCUGCUGAUCCAGGUGGUUCUUCUUAUGAUGAUUUCUAUAGGUUGCUCAAGGAGGUUUUUCAUUGUGAUGUUGUUUGA
Molecule: messenger RNA, 1467 nt
Organism: Lathyrus sativus (Indian pea)
Lineage: Eukaryota; Viridiplantae; Streptophyta; Magnoliopsida; Fabales; Fabaceae
Source: the annotation of a GenBank genome assembly